UAAAAAACACGCAGAGAGGCGAAGGCCUGAGUUUUAAGGAGAAGGAAAGCCUGGAGCAGGUUUUCCAGAUGUUCUUUCCUCGUCUGAGAUCGUUCCUGCCUGGCUAGCGUGUGACUCCUUUACUAAAGUGAUUUCAGCUAGCAAAGUAAAUGAUAUGAUGCAUCUUCAGAAAAAUUUGCUAACUUGAGUUAGCAAAGUUUGAGUGAAAUUGUCCAGAAUGCCACAUGAGUAGUUCAAUGCAUAGAUUAGAUAGGUUGGUGACAUCUAUCCAAAGCAUGAAAGCAGAGAUGGUGCCAACCAUUUGGGGACAUCUACCACCACUGAGGCCAGUACACUUGGAGCUGUAAGAAGACUCGGGUCUGCGGAGCUGCUUUGGAUGUCAGCAGUGCACGAGCUGUGUCAGUUAAGUGGCUUGAGCAAACCAAAGUGCAAAAUCACUUUUUAUUGUUAAAGCAUAUUGAGAUCUGGGCUUGGGAGCACUUGGAUCCAAAAGAUCUGCUUCCCCAUACUGCCUCUGCAGUGGGAUGAUGCCUUUACCAUGGGGUGAUGUAACACUGUGGAUUUCAGAGGAACAACAGAAGCUCCUGUGAAAUUUGAAGUCACUAAUUAAAAUCAGCCCUGCAGAAUAAGAAAAGGAAAAAAAGGCUCAAACAAGAAGAUGGGGUGCCAGGGAUUUAUCAAUUUUGGAAACCAACUUCUUCGCCGAAAAAACGUGGAUUGUACUCGAGAAGACAGUCGGCUCUCGCGAUGCCUCAACACGUUUGACUUGGUGGCUCUGGGUGUAGGCAGCACUUUGGGUGCCGGUGUCUAUGUACUGGCUGGAGCUGUGGCACGAGAAGAUGCAGGACCCGCCAUCGUUAUCUCCUUCUUGAUUGCUGCCUUGGCUUCUGUGCUGGCUGGACUCUGCUAUGGAGAAUUUGGUGCUAGAGUACCUAAGACGGGAUCAGCUUAUCUCUACAGUUAUGUGACUGUUGGCGAGCUAUGGGCUUUCAUUACUGGCUGGAAUUUAAUUCUUUCCUAUGUUAUUGGAACCUCGAGUGUGGCCAGAGCGUGGAGUGCAACAUUUGAUGAAAUCAUAGGACAGCACAUUGAAGAAUUUUGUAAAAAAUACAUGACUAUGGAUGCUCCUGGAGUGCUAGCAAAAUACCCAGAUAUCUUUGCUGUGGUCAUAAUCAUCAUCUUAACAGGGCUUUUAAUUUUUGGAGUGAAGGAAUCUGCCCUGGUGAACAAAGUGUUUACCUGCAUCAACAUUCUCGUCCUCGGCUUUGUCAUGGUAUCAGGCUUUGUGAAAGGAUCUAUUAAAAACUGGCAGCUGACUGAACAGGACAUUUACAACAUCAGCCACGGCAUUUAUGCAGACAAUCAAACCCAGGGAGAAAUGCUUUAUGGUGUUGGAGGGUUUAUGCCCUAUGGAUUGAAUGGAGUCCUCUCAGGGGCAGCCACAUGUUUUUAUGCUUUCGUGGGAUUUGACUGUAUUGCCACCACAGGUGAGGAAGUAAAAAACCCUCAGAAGGCCAUUCCCAUUGGCAUUGUGGCAUCUCUGCUCAUCUGCUUUAUUGCCUAUUUUGGUGUGUCAGCUGCCCUCACACUCAUGAUGCCUUACUAUCAGCUGGAUACCAAUAGCCCUUUACCCAAUGCCUUUAAACAUGUAGGUUGGGAUGGAGCCAAUUACGCGGUGGCUGUUGGUUCGUUGUGUGCACUUUCUACAAGUCUCCUUGGCUCCAUGUUUCCAAUGCCUCGAAUAAUCUAUGCUAUGGCAGAAGACGGUCUUCUCUUUAAAUUUUUGGCUAAAGUCAAUGAGAAGAGAAAAACUCCAAUAAUUGCAACAGUGACAUCAGGGGCCAUUGCAGCUGUCAUGGCCUUUCUCUUCGACUUGAAAGAUCUUGUGGAUCUCAUGUCUAUUGGGACUCUCCUGGCUUAUUCCUUGGUGGCAGCCUGCGUAUUGGUAUUGAGGUAUCAGCCAGAGCAGCCUAAUUUGGCAUACCAGAUGGCUAGAACAACAGAGGAGACAGAUAACAAUGAGUCUGUGAGCACCAGUGAAUCUCAGGCUGGAUUUCUGCCGGAGGAAGAGGAGAAAUGUUCCCUCAAAGCCAUACUGUGUCCCCCAAACUCAGACCCUUCUAAAUUCUCUGGCUCUGUGGUGAAUAUCUCAACCUUCAUCAUUGGUUUCCUUAUCGUGGGUAGCUGUAUCUUGACUGCCCUUGAGCCAAGCGUUCUGAUAAAGACUGUAUGGAUUAUCGCUGCAAUCCUUGUUCUUAUUGUCAGCUUCAUUAUAUGGAAACAACCUGAAAGCAAAACCAAGCUCUCCUUUAAGGUACCUCUUUUGCCUCUUCUUCCUAUUGUGAGUAUUUUUGUGAAUGUUUACCUCAUGAUGCAACUAGAUAUAGGGACAUGGAUACGAUUUGCAGUCUGGAUGCUUAUUGGCUUUAUCAUCUACUUUACCUAUGGAAUAUGGCACAGUGUGGAAGCCACAUAUUCGGCCUCAGCAGACACAGAGAGAAAUACGGACGCUGGUUCAGACAACUGCAAAUGACUGCCUGUUUGGCUUAAGGGCGACUGGGGAAUUGCUGCAGUGAAGGAAGCUUUGUGUGGGGAACCUGAAGUGUUUCAUCUGGUUAAUCACUAAUGCAGAAAUAAUGAAGCAGAAGGUGGGAAUCCCCAGCCCUGUUGCUACAGCUUGCAGUUUGCUUAGUAGCACAGUUAAAAGGGAUGACAAGGAAAAAGCCACACCUCUGGCAUACUCCCGUCAACACUGUCAGCUAUUCUGGGGCUAUGCGCUUCCCUUCCUCCCUCUCUUGUUUUUUUGCAACGUGUAGAAAGAAAACUGCUUCUGUGUGCCAGUUAACCUUAAAUGCUGCUAUGAAACCAGGCCUCACAGAGGUCUUUCUUUCAGUAGCCCUGUGAAUUACCUCCCCACAGAUACUCUACUUGAUUAUAAAUGGAGCGGCUCUUGCAAUGCUAGCGUUGUGCUUAGAUCAGAUUGUCACUUCACCCGAUGUGAGCUGUACCACAUGUGUACACACAAAAAAGGCUCUCACCAAACAUACGCUUUCACCCAGUUAAGAAAGCACCUGCAAGAUUUACAUUCUUUAAAGUAUCAGGUUUCAUGAUUUUAUUGUAUUUAACUUUUUAAAACUAACUAAGUAUUCAUAUUCCUUAUAGUGCACCGCCGCUGUGUAAUGUUGGGAGGGUUUAUGGUCGCUGCUUGUCAGGUGAAUGGCUAUUUGCAUACGUGCAGAUAAUGCAGAAUGGUGUUUCUGCUAACUCCACACCCAGCAGAGGGGUUUCCAGGUUUACUUGAAUGGUUUUAAUAGAACGGGUGUCUCCAAAAGAGCCUUGCUACCUCUUCAUGUUAAAAAGUAUCAAUACCACGACUGAAAUGGUGGGGUGGAUAGCAGAAGUGCUUUUGAACCCAGGUCUGAAAACAAGUGGGGCCCUAUUUUCCUCUCCGUGCAUCAGUUUUAUUAGAAGUCAGUAGAAUUGCCACCGGUGCAGGCUGCUUGAAAUAAGAAGAAAUUUGGCCUUAAGAAUUUGGUUUGACAUCAGUAGGUGAAUAAUAUUUCUGCCCCUAGAAAGAGAUGUACAGUCAGAUUCUUAGGGUCCUUGAAAUCCUCUUGUGAACAGCAUCCUAGAGUCUCUCAACUUCUAACCCCUCUCCCAGAUGAAGGGCAUGAGGGUAUACAGUGACUCCUUCCCAGUGAUGCCAGUAGAGUGUGUAACCUCCUGCUCCCUAAAACAAACACUGCUAAAGUCUGGCUUGCUGAGGCAAGUUUUUUUUUGUGGCACUGCAGAUCAUCUCUGGAAACAGGUUACUGACUUUGUCUGUGAUCUUAUUUGGAGCUUGGGCCUCAGUGGGGGCUGAGCUCCCUGGUCUGUCUACUUUCUACCCACAAAGGUCAAUAAAAUGUGCUCAAGUACGAGGCAUGUGAUACUGUGUGGGGCUGAGGGGUGCUCUACUCUUUUGGGACGAGAUCCUCUUGGGCCAUGCUAAGGCACUGUGCUGUGGCUAGGCUUGCCACUUGGUUAUGCUCCAGAGCUUGGCUGUCGUGAAAGGUGGAAAACUCAGAGCAUGAGGCCAGGGUCCAUGUUCAGUCAGCAGUGCAGAUGUAGCCUUGAUUUUGUUACAAGGUGAAAGGCUUUUUAAUUCUCUCUAAUGUCCUUCCCCAGCCAAAUACGCAACUCUAAAACAGGCUUUUUGAAGCAUCACAGUGGUGGGUUAUACCCAUGUAAUGUCACAGUUUUAUGUUCAUGCUUUAACUUGUACUGAAAAACAUAUCCCAAACAUGUAUUGCAGAAAUUCCCUUUCCCUACCUAAGUGGAUUCUGUCUGUCCUAGGUGUCCUCCAUACUACUGCCUCUGAAUACCUGGCAGUCUUUACUGUGUUUUGUCAGCACAGCUCUCCUCUGAAGAAGGGAAGCGCUCUUCUCCCCAUCACACAGAUGGAGAGCUGCAGAGUAGACUCCUAAAUGACUUGGCCAAGGUCUUGCAGGGGAUCUAGCACAACAGAAACAGGAACCAGAUGUCCUAGAUUCCGUGGCCUCACCUUGGACCAUCUCUCUUGCAGGUUUCCAAGAGACACUUACAGUCCUGCUACCCACUGAUGAUGCUGGCCUUUUUUUUUAAGUAAACUUGGAGGCUUUUCUUCCCAGGGUUGGCAUUUGAUGGAAUUAAAGUAAUGUGUGCAUUGCUUUGUGUGUGCAUUUCCAGUGCAUUGUUUUACUGCUUCCAUAUGCGACAGGAAAAGUCAUGGUCUGUUCCAAACAUUGGGUCUUGACUGUCUGCCAAGCCUUUUUCCCCUUUGCCUAUAUGAAGUCUUAUUCAAGCAGGGAGAGAAUAUCAAAAUUGAAACGCGCUAGGUUGACGUCUACUUUUUUAAACACAGACAAACUCAUCACACUCCAUCGCCUCCUGAAAAGCACUGAAGAUUUGGUGGGAGGGGAGAGCAUAAAAACUCAAAAGGGAACUUUCCAAUUGUACCAAAAAUGUAGGGAUGUUUUUCUCCACCUUGGGUAUCAGCUUCUGAGCAAUUACCAAAUUUAGCAUGAAGAUUUGAAAGGGGUGAAUUCUGACUGGAAGUGUGUUUCCAAAGAAAAUUAUUUAAAAAUAUGCAGAUUUCUUGCUGUAUGUAAUCUUUUUUAUAAAUGUUAAAUUAUUUUUGUUGUCUACUUAGGGAUCUGUUCUGGUGUUUAUCUUCCAUGAUUUUAUUUCAGCUUCUGUGGCAUUUAAUUGCAGCACUUAGAAGAAAGGGAGUCUUGAUGGGGAUCAUUUUCCUUCAGUUUCCUUUUCUCUGAGAAAGUUCAUAGGAAAAUCUUUCAUUUUCACCAAAUUUUAUAUUUAAAUGUACCCUUACCUGUACCAAUCCCAAAGCUACCAGCUGCAAAUUUACUAUUGAGGUCAAGGCUCUUUAACCCCAUUUCCCACCCCUCCAUCAUGACUUCCACAACCUUAUUGCUUGUCUCCUCACCAGAUACAAGGAGCUAGAGAGAGUUCACAACCCUAUGCCGUGACAGGGAAGUACAGAUCUCUCCCUGGCUCUCUGUGUACCUGCUUCCCCCUUACCGAGCUGGCUCUGGGGACAUCCUGUCCUCCUCUUCAUGUGACUUGCGCCGAGGCGGAGAAGACGUGUGUGACACAACUGCAGCCCCAGGCUCCUUCCCCAUCCUCCCCAUGGCUGCAUCUGCCCCUUGCUUGUACAUUUUGUAAGCUGAAAGGCAGAAUUUGACCACCUCUUUCUAGGAUCAUGUCAAGGACUUUGCUGAAUGGGUGAUUUUUUUUUUACUGUCUCCUUUGCCUCCCUGCUGAUGUCUGCAUGUGGCAUAUAGAUAAAGCCAGGUAUCUUUGAACACAUGCAAGUGCUGCUAUAAUCUGCUUUUGUGAACAAUAUGCCUUCAUUCAUUUGAACUUUUCUUUGUAAAUAGUUUCAUAAUUAUUUUGCUUUAUUAUUCUAAGAAUAUUUUGUACAGAUGCAGAGCAUUUCACUAUGUAAAGAGGUGGGAAUAGGGAAGCGAUGCCUUUUCUGGGAUGCUUAGUGCAAGAAUAUAUCCCUCUGUCAGAGCUGAGAGAUGUAACAAAAAUGGCCUAUCUGAUCUUUUAAGGCAGGUUCUGGCAUGAAGGACUGACCUCAAUUUUACUGAAUUUGGUUGCUUCCAGUGUGCUAACAUGAAAGGAGGCCUUGAGGGCAGGUCUCUGUAGGCAGGGUCCUAACGAUUGGCAGUGCCUUGCAGGUGGUGGUGGGCAGUCAGGCGUCUGGGUGAGCUUCCUCCCUGCAGCAGGCGGUACCGUAGCAGAUUGGUAAUAUGUAGCCUGUCAGCUUUUCUCAGAGGACAAUUGUUGUCAAAGUAGCCUCUUCUUUUUACCCUGAAGUAAUAGUUUUGCGUAAAAAUUAUUAGCUUUUAUUUGUUUACAACUUCUGUUUUUUGAAACCGGUUGCUGAAAAUCAUUACCAGCUGGGUUUCGUUUUCAUUUUGCCUUUUUGUCGCCCCACGGGAUGGCACUCUCUUCCUGUUCCAGCACCAAACUAUUCUGUGCUCGGCAUUUGCCAUCCUCCUUGGUUCCUCCUUGCUUUCCUGGGGUGUCGAAAGCAGGUGGCGUUGGGCUGCCCUCCUGGUAGCCAGCCCUGUCCCCCAGCACUGCAGGCAACCCCGAGCACGGGGCUCAGAGCCUGCUGAGGGGCUGCCAGCUUAGACAUUUCCCAUCGGUCACACCAGGGGAGAGAGCGCUGCACAGGGCUGAACGUCUCGCGAAAACACUGUCGAUACUUAAAACAUGAUGCCACGCAUGGCAGAAGUGCUCUGUAGUUCUGGUUAGUGUUUAUAUUGUAGCCAGGGUUUUGGAAGGGUGAAGUUUCCACUGGCAGUGCUUUCUGUUAGCACUUCUGCCCUUUGCCCAACGCAGAUGAAAACAAACCUUUAUUCAUAGUGUACAGAGGGUGCCUAUCGCUGGCUGCUUCACACAUGUAGGGAGCUAACUUCUUUCCUUUCCUCCCAACUCAGAGAACAGAAAGCAAUAUUGCAGAAUAUUAUGUCUGUAUUUUGUAAAAUCAUCUUCUUUAGUGACUGUAUUUUAUGUAUUAAUCAAUUCCAGUGGGAUUUGUUAAAUUCCUGAUAGAAGAACUUCUACCCCGCAAAAAACACUUACAAAUGAACAUUGUUAUCAUCUUUCCAAAUGAAUAAACAAUCAUGCUGGUC
Struthio camelus australis is the source of this 7187-nucleotide messenger RNA. The record is from RefSeq and is a predicted model, not a curated record. NCBI's taxonomy places the organism in Eukaryota, Metazoa, Chordata, Aves, Struthioniformes, Struthionidae.